AUGCUUUUGAUUAGCAAAAAUACUUUGCAACUCUCAGAAUAUAUACAAAGGGUUAGCCAGCUUCUUGAAAGAGAUGGUUACGAGAGGGUUAAAGUGAUUUUGACUAAGGAUUCCGCAGAUCAGCUUGAAAUCUUUGGCAAUGAAGAACCCUUGUCGAUAAGACAAAUUUGUAACUUAGAGAAGAUUGACGUUUUUCUCUUAGAUGAACCUAGUGACAUCUACAGGGUUGUCAAGCAGUUGUAUGAAGUGACAUUCGAAAUCUAUAAUGCUGAAAGUCCAACUUUGUUGGCAUUUCACAAUAUCUUGUCUGACCUCUUUGGUGAUACAGAUAAAGACAACCAAUCUAACAUUGAGUGGGUGCAAUGCAAAGAGGCCAAGGGGAAAGUUGUUAAUGAAAUUCUUUGCUUAUUGUAUAAUUUACAGUCGUAUAGCGAUACCAGUGUGGUUUGGAAUGAGAGUUUUAGAUUGCCUUCUGGAAUCGAAAGAACGUUUUCGAUAGAUAUCUGGAAUGUAAAUCUUUCGAAACCGAUGCAUGCGCUAAACAACAAUUAUGGAGAUAUAAAAUUAGGUGAUUACAUAUCCAGGUGGUUUAAAAUUGGUAAAAUAUAG
Molecule: messenger RNA, 609 nt
Organism: Suhomyces tanzawaensis NRRL Y-17324
Lineage: Eukaryota; Fungi; Ascomycota; Pichiomycetes; Serinales; Debaryomycetaceae
Exons: 1
Coding region: 1-609 (202 amino acids)
Source: RefSeq, a predicted model, not a curated record